AACGGAUCCAGAGUCUCGCGUGUCAUCUGAAUGAAACCCGACCCUUUCCCUUCCCGUCUCCUCCUUCAAAUUUUUCGGGGAAGGAAAUUCGCAAGAAAAUUAAACUCGGAAAACCAAUAAAAAUAUUUAAUAAUCCACUUAAUAAACCCAAAAAAGAAAAAGAAAAAAAAGAAAAAUACCCCCUUGAAAAAAAAAAAAAGGAACGUUUCUUUAUCCCGCGCAACUCCCUUCUCAUUCUCUUUCCCAAUCAAAUUCCCCAAUCUAGGUCUCAAAUUAGAGCCUUCUAAUACUGAUUCUUGAAUAUUCUUUCGUUUCAAUUAACCCUAGGAAUAAUAAUUGGGUGACCCGACCCGGAGUUCUUGAUGGAAGAUAAGAGUGGUGGUGGCGGAGGAGCCGGUAGUGGUGGUGGUGGUGAGCCCUCGAGAGUGGUGGCGCCGAAGGUAAUGAAGGCUGGUGACCGGCAAGUUUUCACGGUUGAGCUCCGGCCAGGUGAGACCACGUAUGUUUCGUGGAAGAAGCUUGUCAAAGACGCCAACCGGGGCAAUGGAUCUUCUGCCGCUGCAGCCAUGGUUGCGGUGGCGACGUCAGCACCUGAGCCGCCUCCUAAUGCCCACCCUAACCUGCAGUCUCGCAUCGCCCCUGGACAAGCGGCAGAAAAAGAAACCAAAGAUGAACCUCCUCCAAAUCGAUUCAGUGCUGUUAUUGAGAAGAUUGAACGUCUUUACAUGGGUAAAGAUAGCAGUGAUGAGGAAGAACUGGAUGAAACUCCAGAUGAUGAUCAAUAUGACACAGAAGACUCUUUUAUUGAUGAUGCGGAGCUGGACGAGUAUUUUGAAGUUGAUAAUUCAGCAAUAAAACAUGACGGAUUCUUUGUUAAUAGGGGAAAGUUGGAAAGAGUAAAUGAACCCCUUGUUAUACUGAACCAGCAGCCCAAGAAAAGGCGAAGAAAAGAUGCUGCAAAACCUGCUGGUGAGAGUGAUGAUGGUCGUGUGUCAAAUAAACAUGUAAAGGCUGCAAAGAUGACUCCGGGGAGGGCUGAACCAUCUCUUGGGAGGAAUAAUUCUAAUCAUUCUCAGAAUUUGACUGCAUUAAAUGAACAAUAUGGGGAUGUAAAAGCUCAGAAUCAACUAUCAGUUUCUGGUAUUUCUUCCAAGAAGAAAUCUUCUGAAACAAGACUAGCAUUGGAUCCUUCUUCAUAUUUGAAAGUUUCAAAUGGUAAUACUUCUGUACCUUUGGCAGAUGUGAAGGAUACGGAAAAGUCAAAGAUGGGAGUUCUGCAGUCAAAAAAUGUUGUCAGUAACAAAUUGAAAGAUGCAAGUGGGUCCUAUGAUGUUUUGCAUCAGAAAUACCAUGAUAAAAAUGCUUACUUACAAUCCAAAUCCCCACAUGGAAAACCAAUUGGUAAUGUUGAUGAGCUUGAACUAUCAGUUCGACUGAGAGAAAAAAAUGGCAUCCGUGAACUGCAAGACACUAAUGUUUCUGAUGGCAAAUAUGCUAUGCAUACAGCGAAAUCUUCACACAUGCAGAAAAGGGAUGGUUCUACUCUUAGGCCCAAAAGUUCAAUGCUUGAAAAGGCCAUUAGGGAGCUAGAGAAGAUGGUUGCAGAAUCAAGGCCACCUGCAAUGGAAAAUCAAGACGCUGAUAAUUCAUCCCAGGGUAUUAAGAGGAGAUUGCCUAGAGAAAUAAAAUUCAAGCUUGCUAAAGUUGCUAGAUUAGCGGCAAGUCAGGGGAAAGUAUCUAAGGAGUUACUAAAUCGCCUUAUGAGUAUCCUUGGCCACUUAAUACAGCUAAGAACACUUAAGAGGAACCUCAAAAUCAUGAUUAGUACAGGUUUGUCAGCAAAGCAAGAAAAAGAUGAUAGAUUUCAACAGGUAAAGAAGGAAGUUGUUGAGAUGAUAAAGACAAAAGUUCCUUCUCUUGAGCCAAAGGCAUUGGAGCAACAAGCCGGAGCUUCUGAUGAUUUUCAAGAAGUUGGUACUGAAGAAAGAGCUCUUAAAAGGAAAUUUAGCAUGGAUACGUCAUUGGAGGACAAGAUUUGUGAUCUUUAUGACCUCUAUGUUGAUGGAUUGGAUGAAGAUUCAGGUCCACAAAUCAGAAAGCUUUACAUAGAGCUUGCACAGCUGUGGCCAAAUGGUCUGAUGGACAACCAUGGGAUUAAACGUGCAAUUUGUAGGGCAAAGGAAAGGCGGAGAGCAAUGUACAACAGACAUAAGGAUCAGGAGAAAAUCAGGAGGAAAAAGAUGUUGGCACCAAGACUGGAGGAGAGUGUUCGAGUGGAGUCUGCCUCAAGUGCUCAGAUACAGCACUCGCGAGAGAGGUUGGCUCCUGAUUCUGGUAGUCAUGCUAUACCUUCAACUAAUAAGUCAGUUUCAAGUGCACCAGCAGGUGCUGUCCGGACUCCAAGUCCCUCAACAAAUGGUUCCAGUUUGGACCGACUAAAACAGGAUAAGUUAAAGGGCAUCUCAAGCAAUGCCAUGGAUGAAAUGAAGGUGGCAGAUGGCUCAUUGCCAAAGAAAAAGGUAAAGAGGAAGCCUGAAAUGGAGUUGGAUGAAACUCAUUUCCGUCCAGAGAAGCUACCUCUGCAACAGGGGGACGAAAGACACAAGUCCACGAAGCAGCCUGUAAAUCUUCCCCCGAAAUCAAGCCUUCCGCCAACUGCUACAGGUUUCGAACAGUCAAGCUAACGUCAUGUAGUUCAUUUAGGAGUUCACACCAUAAAAAAAAAAAAUGCGUGUGAUAAGUGCCUUUUUUAUUUUGUUCUUCCCUUCUCUACUCCUCCUCACCCUUUUAGAUUUAUUGCUUAACUCUAUGGUGAGCUUCAUUCCUUCUCACUGACCAACUGAUUUGUCACCUUAUCUGCUACCAAUUUUUGUAAUUAAAGGUUCUUCCUCUUGCACUCAAGAGUUACAUGUUAAAUAGGAGAGCAAAAAGCUGUAAUAUUCUUGCGCAAAUGUAUGUGCAUGACGUCAGGCACUCUCUUUUUUA
Theobroma cacao (cacao) is the source of this 2985-nucleotide messenger RNA. RefSeq names its product ubinuclein-1. NCBI's taxonomy places the organism in Eukaryota, Viridiplantae, Streptophyta, Magnoliopsida, Malvales, Malvaceae. The record is from RefSeq and is a predicted model, not a curated record. Gene Ontology annotation, cellular component: nucleus. Gene Ontology annotation, biological process: chromatin organization.